AUGGGAAAUAUUUGUGCUAAUACUCUAACAGAAGAUAUCACUCAAACUAUUGUUACCGGUAGUCAUAGUGAUAGUGUACCAGAUGGAUCUGAUAUUAAUGAUAAUGAUAGCGGUAAUGCAGCCAAUCUUGCAUUAGCCGAUGUAGAAGAAAUCGGUCUUCUUGGUUCAGAUUUUUGUAUUAAACAAGCAAAAACUUCAACUAUCAUCGGCGAACGAAUCAAUGAUAAUUUAGUAAAUCUUAAUUUCGAUAUGUUAGGUUCAUCUAAUUAUGUAUUUGAAAUAUAUGAUGGUCAAAUAAUUACAAAUUCAACAUUUGCAAAUACUAUUCCUAAUAGUAAUAAAGUUACAUCAUUAUUGUGUGAUUGGUUAAAUAGUCAAAAAAUACCUUGGAAUAAUAUUACUCUAGGGAGUGGUAGUGAUUAUGCUUCAUUUUUAGCAGCUGAUGAUCCUUAUUGUAUACAAAAUGUUGCUCAAGAUCCAUGUUAUCAUAAAUCAUAUGAUAUGAAAAGAUGA
Messenger RNA from Rotaria sordida, 513 nucleotides. The record is from the annotation of a GenBank genome assembly. NCBI's taxonomy places the organism in Eukaryota, Metazoa, Rotifera, Eurotatoria, Philodinida, Philodinidae.